Rhagoletis zephyria (snowberry fruit fly) is the source of this 5565-nucleotide messenger RNA. RefSeq lists its product as uncharacterized. Lineage: Eukaryota; Metazoa; Arthropoda; Insecta; Diptera; Tephritidae. The record is from RefSeq and is a predicted model, not a curated record.
AGCGCUAAUGGAAAGGCUCUGACCGAUGGCAAUCGUCUACAAAAUAAAAAUCACGCAACCGGGCAAAGCAGCGACAUUGAGUGUGACAAAACUCGGACAACUAAAGUCGUUACACCUAUAUUACCGCCAGUGGAUAUUUCCUUCUGCGACUAUGAUGACUACGAUGACACACUCGCGUCAGUGUCGGAGCUAACUCACGAUGGACCCUUGGUAAGUUUAGCCACUGCUGAUGGAGCUGCCGAUCUGGCAACUGUCAACGCUAAACGUUUGUAUGAACGGGAAUUGAUACCAACGGAUGUCAAAUCUGAUGAACAAUUGGACUUUACACAAUUUGAAGCGAAAUUUAAUAGCAGCGUUGAAGCUUUGUGGAAGGAUGCUGGUAGUGAUGAGGAGAAGGGAUUCAAACCAAUUGGCAAUGGUAAUAAAAUGCAAGUAUUCGGCUUUGGCAGUGGCAGCAGCACACACUUUUCCGGUCCCGCUUCGCUGCCAUUCGAUGUGCCAUUUUCACAAAAUGUAAAAAAUUUCUGGGCAAACUAUUAUAAUCAUCAUUUUGAUUUGAGUAAAAUGUUGCCGACUAGCGUAAUUGGCCAGAAAGCAAAGGAACUGGAUGUAGUGAUGCAACGGAAAGCUAAUGAUAUGGGCAGAGGCGGUGCUUUCAAGCCUAAUGGUGGCUUUUUAAGUGAUGAUGCUCCUCAAAAGCCUAACAAUUUCUCUAGAGCCCCAGCUGACGUAACCAUAGCAGCGCCUACUACCACUAGCGACUAUUACUCGAUGCCCAGCAAUUUAGACAACUUGAACAAUGCGAAAUUACUGCGUUGCGGUAUGCGUCACAAAAGCGGCUGUAGUGACUGUAGCAUCGGUGCGGGUAUGGGCAGAGGUGGUACAAUUGGAGAAGAGCGAAAAACACCGGUGGCGCUCUUUUUACAGAGUUCGAUUUGGUCGGAAAAUGCUAAUCUGGAUGGUGGUGACACAGAUGAGAGUUUCUACUUUAAAGUGCACAACUCUGGCAAGCAAUUAAAUCAAUAUAACGCCGCUGGUAAUAACAGUAUGCGGGAACAGAAAAUGCAAGGCGGUUCUAAUACUGGUGGCAGCUUUGGUUUUACAGCUACGUAUACAUCGUCUAAAUGGUCAGAGGGCAUAAAUGCCGGACCGCCACAAAAUAAUUNCGGUACAAUUGGAGAAGAGCGGAAAACACCCGUGGCGCUCUUUUUACAGAGUUCGAUUUGGUCGGAAAAUGCUAAUCUGGAUGGCGGUGACACAGAUGAGAGUUUCUACUUUAAAGUGCAUAACUCUGGCAAGCAAUUAAAUCAAUAUAACGCCGCUGGUAAUAACAGUAUGCGGGAACAGAAAAUGCAAGCCGGUUCUAAUACUGGUGGCAGCUUUGGUUUUACGGCUACGUAUAUAUCGUCUAAAUGGUCAGAGGGCAUAAAUGCCGGACCGCCACAAAAUAAUUUGAUAAUGGCGCCACCACAGCAGAUGACACAUAAGCAGGGCACAAAUCUGAAGGAUAAUUUUAAUAUAUCUCUUAGAGGUACCGAUUGUACUGACUCCUCGCCCACUGCUUCAUUUUCCACCACUUCAGGCACUAAUUGGCAACAGACAAAAACCAAUGCAAACACUGAUUUGCAAAAUACAUGGCCACCUGGUAUAUCACCCAGCGUUGAAAAAAUACGCGAGACAAAUACAUCACAUCGUGCCCCGACACGUGACGCCAUCAUCGAGAACACGCCGACAGUAACACUUGCGAAUCAUUCGUCUGCAAACAGUGGCUUUAUUGAAUAUUCACGCAUCAAAUCAGUCCCACAGUUCCAAUUGUCCAGCCAAGACAAUGCAUCCAGCGCCAACUUAGCUAAGGAGCAACUUCCGCGAAAUUAUCCGCCCCAUGCCAAUAGCAAAGAACAACAACAGCAACGUUGUGCGCUCGAUAUGAUAGAUGAUAGCGAAAACCUAUUGACUUCCGAGCGCACACAUUUCCAUCCGAUUAGAUCGUACGUAGAUGGUCAUACCUUCGAUAUUUGCAGCGAACUAGAUGUCAUAGAGUAUGAACGUUCGGCUAGCGGCUAUCUUUACCUCGAGCAAGAUAAAUAUCUCGAGUAUACGCGAACGGACAAUUUCAUGGUGGAGGACGAUGGUGGCGUUGGCGCCUCAGCCAACCCACUGUAUGCAAAUUCAAAUUGUGAGGCUGCCACAGCCAGCGCCAGUGCAAAUUACAAAAACGCCAUCGGCAAUAGCAAAUCGAAACGAAUCGAACGAGAUUUUGUUAUCAAAUUCCGCCUGCAACGCACGGAGAUCGCUUGCCAAACGGAUGCAGAGCCCCCAACCGCACGUGCUGUGAUAACCGCAAGCAAACGUUUCAGUACAAUGAGUUUAACGGCAACAUCGCAGCCGCAUCCACUUAGCUUAAUUUUCUCGAAUGCGGCAAAAAAUUUGAAAGCGAACGCAGCUAAUGAACUUGUGUACAGCGAUACUGUCGAGGCAUUUACUCGCGCUAUUGCACAUUGCCCGCCACCACCUCCACACACGGCGAGUAACUCUACUUGGCUACCAUUGGGGGCUGCUGAUUUUGGCGGACAACAAUCGGCUAAUCGCAAUUGGAAAUUCUAUCAGCAGCAGUCCAAGGUGUGCAAAAAUACCAAAAAGAAUACGAGCAACCUGAAAAGCCACACUAAUGAUUACGAUGAUGAUGACGAUGAAGCUGGCUGCGAUGAGGUAGAUUUCUAUGGCAGUGCCGCUGACGUUGCCGAUAUGAACCAUCGUAGCGCCAUGGAAUUCAUUGAUACCGAUGUAGACAUGAUUAGUUUAGAACAACAAUGGUCCAUGAAUGAAAUACGCAAAAAGUGCAAAGAAGCUGGCCAUAUGGCUACCUAUGCAAGUGCGAAUAAUAAUAAUAAUGCCAGUGGUGCUGGUGAUGCCGCCGCCGACGGUGUCAUCGAAUCUGUUUGGGGAAUGUGUGCCGCCUGUAACAGUGAACUGAAAUCCAUACCGGCCAACAGGUUGCUGCGUGAUGAACUUCAAGUGGAGGCCGAUGAGAUAAUGAGCGAUCUGAAAUAUAUGCAAGAUUUAUACAUAGGACGUGCUGGUGAUGCAAAUGAUGCUGAUGAUGAAGAUGAAGGCUGUGCGGAUGAUGACAGUGGCGCCGACACGGUGACAAGUGACAGCGAUUGGUGUAACGAAGAUGUAACAGCCGAACUUGCGGAAGAAGGUUCAGUGAAGCCAAUGCCAAGUGUAGAACUUGCAAUACGUCAGGCAGACUCUACGAGCGCUGAUAAAGCAGUUACUCGCAAGCGACGACACUCGGCAUCACAAAAUUAUUUCCACGCGCAACUGAAUAAUAGCAUAGGCCCAGCUGCUGGCAAUAGCAGCGGUGGCAACGCGUCACUUAUGCAGAACAAUAACAACAAUGAAAUCGCCGAUUUAAAUAACUAUGUGUUGAAGUCGUCGUCGUCGAAUGCCAAUGAGUUGAGUUUUCAAAAUUUGCUUAACGUUUCGCUGCGUUUUGGUGCCGCUGCGGCCGCUGCCGUUGCCGCUUCUAAUGCCAAGAAAGAUAUUGUAUAUGGUUGCGAUGCAACUGCAGCGGCUGCAAGAAAUCAUACGAUCAUUACCUGCAAAUACCACUUGACUGCAAUCGAACCGCUGUCAAUGCACAAUGAUGACGAUGGUAUCGAUGAUGUUGGUUUAUUUGGUAGUGGUAACAAUGGCAGUGGCAUCACAGCGGCACCGCUUUCGUGCCUCAUCGACAAGAACCAAUCCAUAUUGAAGCAUGUAACCAUGGUGUCUCGACCGUUGACGCGUUAAAAUCAUCUUCAGGCUGUCUCAGUAACUAAAAAAAAAAAAAAGGUGCUUGGAAUUUGGAUCUUGUUGAGUGGAUCGGCAGUUAGCGUGGAAGAAUAAAAGCUCAAUCACUUUCUGAAAUAAAAUACUUCGGUAACAGCAACUACAGCAAUUCACAUGGAAUAAGCAAAUAAAAUCAGUCGAUCAGACGGCGGCGCACAUUAAAUGGUGUGCGCCGACGGUGUACUAAAAGCAAAAAAAACUCCAAUAUAUAUAGUAUAUAUGUAUAUACAUAUAUACAUAUAUACGAGAGAUAAUUCACGUUAAUUUUCGUAAAUUUAGUUACAUAGAACAGCAACUAGUAGCUUAUCGUUUAUGUGUAUAAAUUUAUUUAAUGCCUUACUUAGUUUCUUUGACUUUUUUUUUUUUAAAUGUUGUAAAAUAUUCAUAUACAUACUACUCUCAAACAUAUAAGGAAUCGCUUUUUGUAAGCAAUUAAAUAUAUACAUACACGCAAGCACACAUAGAUACGGGAACCCACUAAAAAUACUUACGUAUGUACAUACAUUUGUUCGAACUAUGUGUAGUAACGAUAUCAAGCAUUACAACUGUAUAUAACUUUCACUUCACUUUGACUUCAAUUUACUUUCGUUGGCGAUAUCUUUGCUUUAUCUUUUUUUUUUGACCCCAUCAGCAUCUAAUAUUCUAUUUCUUUUUUCAAAAUUUAAACAUUAAAAGCCCUUAAAAAGUUGAAUGCAACAAAAAAAAAAUAAAAAAUAUAUAUAAAUGUAUAGACCACCCACACGAAAAUAGCAAAAAAAUGUAAAAAAGAGUAAAAAAAAAAAUUAAAACAUGAAACAUUUCUGUAUGUAAACCUAAUAGUUCAUGUUAGAUUAGCUGCUUGUGCAAACGCGACAAAAUGAAAUACGUAAGUGUGUGCGACAAGUUUUAUAGUUUUCUUGCUAGCCGAUAGCUAGAGACGUCGGCAAACAUGCAAUAUAAAUGAUCGGGUUCAUUCAUGAAAUAAUACAAAAUUAAAAUUCACUUACACGUUGUGUACAAGCAUACAUAUGUACAUACAUACAUAUUGUGAAGAAGGAUGCGUACGCAAGCAGCAGAGUAGAAAACCCCGUCCCGAGAAAAAGUGAACAAAAUAAUAAUAAAACAUUUAAGCUUUAUUUAUUUUCCGCUUUGAAUGUGCUAAAGAACAAACUGAUUCGGAAUCGCGUUAGUACAAAAUUAAUUAACUGAACAACCAAGCGUUAGUAGUCAACGCAGCAACAUUUCACAAAUUAGUUCUCUAUGUGUUUAUACCUUAUUUCUUCCAGUCAACGAUUUUUGCUGAUCCAAUUGUCGUUAUUCUUUUUAAUGCAUAAAUUAGACCAGAAACAUAAAAUCUAUAAAUCUAGCUUUGUGCAUUUGCCUGCAUGGCAUUCUCGCCAAGUAAUUUGCUUUUCAGUCAAGUUUUGGCUAAAUCAAUCUACAAUAAUCUAAAUUUUUAUAGAGGAAAAAAAUUAGCUUGAACUCGAAAACAAUAUAUCGCACGUUUAAUAUAAUAUAGAGAUGUUUUGAUUGGUAUGAAUUGGAUAGCGAAAUAUUAAUACUUGUAAUUUUAUGCACACAGAGUGAUUCACUUAAAACUGAUGCGUCUCGCACAUUCUUUAGCGGAAAAUGUCAAGGUAAUAUACCAAUUCAAAUAAGUAAAAAUAUUUGAAGUUGGGCCAUUAACAAAAGAAACGAAAAAAAAUAUAAACGUGGUAAUAAACUCCAUCUCCAUUUACUGUGUAUAAAAAA